This is a messenger RNA of Salvia hispanica, 1903 nucleotides long. RefSeq names its product protease Do-like 10, mitochondrial. Lineage: Eukaryota; Viridiplantae; Streptophyta; Magnoliopsida; Lamiales; Lamiaceae. Gene Ontology annotation, molecular function: protein binding; serine-type endopeptidase activity. Gene Ontology annotation, biological process: proteolysis. The record is from RefSeq and is a predicted model, not a curated record.
ACUAAACCCUGAAGCGGAGGUUCUACUGGUUGCCGCCUCCGCCCUAAAACACGAUGCUAAAAAUCCGAUCAGCCGCCGCCGCCCGAGCGGCGGCCCGGCGGCUGAGGCCCUCCGCCAGCCGCAGUAGCAAUACCGGAACUCCAUUGAAUAAUUCAAUUCAUCCUCCGUUAGCCUCCCGAGCUAAGGCGCACUUCAUCAAUAGAAGUGGAGCUAGGGAUUUUGUUUCUUCUUCGAUUAGAUUGUUCUCGACUUGCUCUAUCUCCAAUUCUAGCGCUAGCGUUGAUAAUGCUGACGCCGACUCCGAAGCAGACGCCGCGGCGGCAGCGGAGGCGGCUUACUUGUCAAUGCGUAACGCGGCGAUGGAUGACGCGUUCCAUGCGAUCGAAUUGGCGUUGGAUUCGGUGGUGAAGAUUUUCACGGUAGCGAGCAGUCCGAGCUAUUUUCUGCCUUGGCAGAACAAGUCUCAGCGGGAAUCCAUGGGCUCUGGAUUUGUUAUUUCGGGAAGGAGAAUCCUGACCAAUGCCCACGUUGUGGCGGAUCAUACUUUUGUGCUUGUGAGAAAGCACGGCUCUCCUGCCAAAUAUAGAGCACUUGUCCAGGCUGUUGGUCAUGAAUGUGAUCUGGCUAUCCUUAUGGUCGAAAGUGAAGAGUUCUGGGAAGGGGUGAACUGUUUGGAGCUUGGCGAUGUUCCCUUCCUCCAAGAGUCCGUUGCAGUUGUCGGUUAUCCACAAGGUGGCGACAACAUUUCUGUCACCAAGGGGGUUGUCUCUAGGGUUGAACCAACUCAAUACGUGCAUGGCGCAACCCAGCUGUUGGCAAUACAGAUUGACGCAGCUAUAAAUCCUGGCAACAGUGGAGGCCCAGCAAUAAUGGGUGACAAAGUUGCAGGAGUAGCAUUUCAAAAUCUUUCUAAUGCAGAGAAUAUUGGUUAUAUUAUUCCCGUACCUGUGAUAAAGCGUUUCAUUGAGGGUGUUGAAGAAACUGGUGAUUAUGUUGGAUUCUGCUCCAUGGGUUUGUCUUGCCAGGCUACUGAGAAUGCCCAACUACGGGAACACUUCAAAAUGCGUCCUGGCAUAACUGGGGUGCUUGUGAAUCGGAUCAACCCAAUAUCUGAUGCGUACAGGGUUCUCAAAAAGGAUGAUAUCAUACUUUCAUUUGAUGGUGUGCCGAUAGCUAAUGAUGGAUCAGUUUCCUUUCGGAAUAGAGAGCGAAUAACAUUCGAUCAUUUAGUCUCCAUGAAGAAACCUGAUGAUACUGCUCAAGUUAAAGUAUUGAGAGAUGGUGAAGAGCAUGAGUUCACCGUUGCCCUUCGUCCACUACAGCCUCUUGUUCCUGUCCAUCAAUUCGAUCAGCUACCAAGUUAUUUCAUUUUUGCCGGUCUUGUCUUUGUUCCCUUGACACAACCGUAUCUUCAUGAGUACGGAGAAGAUUGGUACAAUACAUCACCCCGUCGGUUGUGUGAACGAGCUCUGAAAGAACUUCCGCAGAAAGAUGGCCAACAGUUUGUCAUCCUCUCUCAGGUACUCGUGGACGACAUCAACACGGGCUACGAGCGGCUUGCUGAGUUUCAGGUGAAGAAGGUCAACGGAAUCGAAGUCGACAACUUGAAACAUCUACGCCAGCUAGUAGAAGACGGUAGCAGUGAGAAUAUCAGAUUCGAUUUGGAUGAUGAGAGAGUGAUUGUGUUGAACUACGAGAAGGCGAGAAUAGCCACAUCGCGUAUACUAAAUCGCCAUAGAAUUCCAUCUGCCACAUCGGCCGACCUCAUCGACGACCACCAAACUGUAUCUGAUAUUCAGCUUCCUUGAUCCAAGUGAGCUUCCUAUUUUUUCGUGUAUUAUUACAAUUUUUAUCCUGACAUCAACUAUUUCCUUCUCUUUACUUCAAUUCGAGUUUCAGUACA